AUGAAUGAGCCAAGCAAGGAGGAAGAGGAGGACAGCACCUUCACCGAUAUUUCCCUGGCUGAUGAUAUAGACCAUUCAUCAAGGAUUUUAUAUUCAAAGUCCAAAAGUUUGUUACCGAAGAUGAUGAAUGCUGACAUGGAUGAUCUUUCUGCAAGAGUAGAUGCAGUUAAGGAAGAAAAUCUGAAGCUAAAGUCAGAGAACCAAGUUCUUGGACAAUAUAUUGAAAACCUCAUGUCCGCAUCUAGUGUUUUCCAAACAACUGACACAAAGAGCAAAAGAAAGUAA
Messenger RNA from Elephantulus edwardii (Cape elephant shrew), 285 nucleotides. It is a transcript of the gene SCOC, whose product is annotated as short coiled-coil protein. Lineage: Eukaryota; Metazoa; Chordata; Mammalia; Macroscelidea; Macroscelididae. The transcript is spliced from 3 exons. Bases 1 to 285 code for a protein of 94 amino acids. The record is from RefSeq and is a predicted model, not a curated record. Gene Ontology annotation, cellular component: trans-Golgi network.